Messenger RNA from Talaromyces marneffei, 540 nucleotides. RefSeq lists its product as uncharacterized. The transcript is spliced from 3 exons. NCBI's taxonomy places the organism in Eukaryota, Fungi, Ascomycota, Eurotiomycetes, Eurotiales, Trichocomaceae. The record is from RefSeq and is a predicted model, not a curated record. Bases 1 to 540 code for a protein of 179 amino acids.
AUGGCAGCUACAUUUGAUGUUUCCCAAGCCAGGACACGGUUUCGAGGCCUGAAUCAGCCAGUAGUCCUACUUGAUAACGCAAGUAGAGUGCCAAAAACCUCGACACACAAAACUCAAUCUCGUCUCCACAAGCUACGACCUCCUCCCCUCGCUACCAUUGAUAGUGAACGACUACAUCGGCGCCGAGGAGAGGACCCGGAUAGACUGAAAGCCGUCUGGUCUGCAAUCGCCCAGCACGAGGAAUAUCUGCAAGAAAUCCUACUAAAGUUCCUGCGUGACAAAGCCGAGAAGGGCCUGGUAACCAUCUACGGCGAGCCACAGUCUAGCAAAGACUUGAGGGUCCCCGUGAUCAGCUUCACGGUUAAGGACAUGCCAUCUCGUCGAGUCGUUGAAGAAGUGGAGAAAAUCUCAAAGCUGGGGUUUCGGAAUGGGCAUAUGUAUUCCCAUCGUCUGUUGAAGGAUGUAUUUGGUCUUGAAGAUAUGGAGGAUGGAGUCGUACGUAUUAGCAUGCUACAUUAUUCCACAGAGAAGCAGAGAUGA